Rotaria sp. Silwood2 is the source of this 321-nucleotide messenger RNA. The record is from the annotation of a GenBank genome assembly. Lineage: Eukaryota; Metazoa; Rotifera; Eurotatoria; Philodinida; Philodinidae.
AUGUACUUUAAACAAGUAGCACAAAAUGAAACAAAUUUAUUUCGUUCAGAUGAUGCUUAUGCAAAAGAUCGAAUUAAAAGUGCACGAUUAAAACUGAAUGAAAUUAAUCCAGCCGUUAUAAGUGGAUCUGAUUUGAUAUUAAAUAAUUUCCUUCGUUCAUCAAAUUUGAAAGAUGCACGUCGUCAAAUAGACAAUAAAUGUGCUCAAAUUUUAUUAAAAUAUAAUUCAAAUCAUUAUCAUAAAUUAACAGUUGAUGAACAAAUUGAUUCUAUUAUUGAUCCAGCAACAGAUGCUGAUACACUUGGUCGAUCAUGGGGCUAG